GUUACUUUUAAAUCGAUCAGCCUAAUAAAACCCGGUCUGAGCCGGUUUAUUUCCAAUCGUCCCAAUUUUAUGAGCUCAAGAGAUUUGUGCAUUAAUGGCGAUUCUAUCGUCGUCGUCUUCUUCUUCAUCAUCAGCCUCGGCGAUGCAGAAAGGAAUUGUUGUUACUUUACCAGUUCUGGUUCUAACUGCGGCGUUCUCGGCGGUUAUCUUCUUCAUCCUAACGUCUUUUCUGUCUUCCUCCUGCUCAUGUCCGCCAUCUAUACCUUCCCUUAACGACGACGCUGGUGUCGCUGCUGUCGGUGGCGGUGAUGUGAGGUCGGAGGAGAGGAUUUCAACGUCGCAAGAGGAUAUAGAUUGGGUUAAAGAUCUGAUUAGAUCGAACGGUUUGCAUAUGCAGGACAAUGUGCUCCGGAAAGGGAUCAAUCCUCGCACAAGGGAACAGCAACUCCAAGAUCUGAUACAGUACAAAGGUAUUUCGCACUACGAAGGAGAUGAAGCAACAAACCACACAGCUCUUCCAUGCCCUGGCGAGUUACUUGUUGAGGAGCAUCACAGCAACUACGGUGAACCCUGGGCUGGUGGGCGUGACGUGUUUGAGUUCUUAGCUGAAGCAGCCCACCUCAAGCCCAAUGCUAGAGUCCUUGAAAUAGGCUGUGGCACGCUCCGUGUUGGGUUGCAUUUCAUACGCUAUCUCAACCCUGGGAAUUUCCACUGCCUUGAAAAGGAUGAGCUUUCUCUAAUGGCUGCUUUAAGGUACGAGCUUCCUUCUCAGGGUCUCUUACAUAAACGGCCUCUUAUAGUCAGAGGCGAAGAUAUGGAGUUCAGCAAGUUUGGCUCGGAUGUGGUAUAUGAUCUGAUAUACGCUAGUGCAGUCUUUCUACAUAUGCCUGGUGAACUCGUUUGGACUGGACUUGAAAGGCUAGUAGAUAAGUUGAAGCCUUACAAAGGGAGGAUCUUUGUGUCGCAUAACAUGAAGUUUUGUACGCGUUUAGGAGGAGACAAAUGCACAGAGAGACUAGCAAGCUUAGGACUGGAGUCCCUCGGGAGACAAACACAUGACAGUUUGCUGUUUAACCACUACGAGAUCUGGUUCGGGUUCAGGCGGAUCAAAGGAUAAUCGUGUUGUUUGUUCAGAGAGUUUUGCAGAUAGUUGAGUGGUAUGAUGAUAUGGAGUUACGAGUCUCUGGACCAAGAGAAUCUCACAAAGCAGUUAAAUACACAAAUGGUGAUCAUGUAUGUAUUAAUAUACAUUAGUCAAAUGGUUCGAGAUGGCUAUAUUUGUUUGAUUUAAAGAGUUGUAUUGUUGUGUUUUGUAGUUCUGUUUGUAAUUUAAAUACUUUAUCAUUAAUUUACACUACUUUUAUAUUAAGAAAAAUGUUGCAUUUAUGUAGCUGUUUCGGUCUC
Molecule: messenger RNA, 1404 nt
Organism: Thlaspi arvense
Lineage: Eukaryota; Viridiplantae; Streptophyta; Magnoliopsida; Brassicales; Brassicaceae
Source: the annotation of a GenBank genome assembly